Anarrhichthys ocellatus (wolf-eel) is the source of this 6586-nucleotide messenger RNA. It is a transcript of the gene cntn6, whose product is annotated as contactin 6. Gene Ontology annotation, biological process: brain development; axon guidance; cell-cell adhesion. The coding region runs from base 856 to 3924 and encodes 1022 amino acids. NCBI's taxonomy places the organism in Eukaryota, Metazoa, Chordata, Actinopteri, Perciformes, Anarhichadidae. The record is from RefSeq and is a predicted model, not a curated record. Gene Ontology annotation, molecular function: cell-cell adhesion mediator activity. Gene Ontology annotation, cellular component: axon; plasma membrane. The transcript has 23 exons.
CUCCGUGAGCUCAUCCAUUAGUAUGGGCACUACGGUUUUGAAGCCUCCAGUUCGGCAUUUUGGCCGUCGCCAUCUUGGUUUUUUGCAACCAGAAGUGACACGAGAGAGUGGAGCUAAGUAGAACCGAACGUAAGACAUUUCUAGGGGACCAAAGUGUUACUAUUGACUUCUAUUAUUAACUGAAAACAAACUGUGAAAGCGUUAAAGUAAGACGAAAACAAGGACAACUCCCAGAGCUGAAAACGCCGUGGUAGCGAAGCCCUGAAGUGAUUGUUUGAUCUCUUAAUUCUGACUGAAUGAGCCCAUGCACAAAUAGUGGUCGAAGGAUAAAUUGUUGGUUUAACAGCACUGUUGCCAGCCAGUAAAAUCAUAAUUUAGAUGGAACAUGAACAUGAAACCGGUCCUGCACAGAACAAAACAAUAAUCCAUUUAUCUACAACCCUGUUUACCUGAAGAUUAUUUCUGCAUAUUUGAAUAUUUGUUAACCAAACCUCGAUCUGCAUUUUCAUCAGUGAGAGCAAUAUUUGUUAAUGUCCGUCCUGUUCCAUCAUUUUUAUGUUGAAUGAGCGGCUUAAAACCUGCAGUGUCUUGCAGAUUGUUCCCUUCCUGCUGCACACUUACUGAACUCUGACCGUCUUUAGACUAUUACUACAAGGACUCUCAAUACUUCCUGUGUCUCUCUGUCUCUCUCUCUCUUUUAGCUGGCCAAAGGGCUGAUAGUGUCGAGGCUGUGGUUGAAAGAGCGAGCAGAUUCCACUUACUCUAGCCAAGCAGAGCAGCGUCUGCCCGGGAAAUAUCCUCCGCUCUCCUGGACUGGAUGGGAAGAAGGAGAAUCUUUGACCUUGGAAAUUGAAGAUGCUGUUGCCAUGGGAACUGCUAAUCCUUCUGUCACUCAAAGAGUGCCUGGCUGAUAAUACGCGCCAUGGUCCUGUCUUCACCCAGGAGCCUAGUGACAGUAUUUUCCCCCUCAGCGCUGAUGAUAAGCAGGUGUUUAUUAAUUGCAAAGCAAAGGGAAACCCACCUCCGCAUUAUAGGUGGAUAAUGGAUGGGAGUGAAAUAAACACACAGUCAGAUCCUAACUACAGCCUUGUGGAGGGGAACCUGUUGAUCAAUAAUCCCCAUGUCAUCGAUCAUGGAGGAGUGUAUCAGUGCAUCGCCACCAACACUUUUGGGACCGUUGUCAGCAGGGAAGCGAAAUUCCAGUUUGCUUUUCUGCAGAACUUCAGCAGGAAGUCAAGGAACACGGUGUCGGUGAGAGAGGGUCAAGCCGUGGUUCUGCUCUGCGGCCCCCCACCCCAUUACGGAGAGAUCAAAUAUUCAUGGGUUUUCAACGGCCAGCGGAGCUUCCUGCAACAGGACGCCCGCCGUUUUAUCUCUCAGAGGACGGGCAACUUGUACAUAGCCAAAGUUGAAGCCUCGGAUGCGGGGAACUACACGUGUGCGGUGAGAAACAUGAUGACCAACACCACAGUGUUCAGCUCUCCAACCCCCGUGGUGGUGCGGAGAGACGCAGUGAUGGGUGAAUACGAGCCAAAGAUUGAGGUUCAGUUUCCCGACACCCUCCGAGUCUCUAAAGGAUCAUCGGUGAAGCUGGAAUGCUUCGCCUUGGGAAACCCCGUGCCUUCCAUCUCUUGGAGAAGAGCGGAUGGAAACCCACUCCCUGGCAAGAUUAAAAUCAACCACUCUAGCGGGGUUCUGGAAAUCCCAUACUUUCGCCCGGAGGACGCCGGUGUGUACGAGUGUGUGGCCGCGAACACCAGAGGACGAAAUGUUGCCAGAGGGCAACUCAUAUUCCACAAUGCUGAACAUCUGCACUGGGUCCAGACACUGAAAGAUGCUCACAUGGCCAUCGAUGCUAAUCUGCAGUGGGAAUGUAAAGCCAUGGGUAAACCGAGGCCCACAUACAAAUGGCUGAAGAACGGUCAGCCGCUAACAGCAGAGGGCAGGAUCCACGUGGAAGCGGGUCGAAUGACCAUUUCCAGGAUCAGUCUGUUGGACUCUGGGAUGUAUCAGUGCGUGGCAGAGAGUGAACACGGAGCCGUGUAUGCCAGCGCUGAGCUCAAGGUUGUAGCCUCACCGCCGGACUUCACCCGGCGGCCCGUGAAGAAGUCCACCGUGAUCCAGAGGGGGGGCGAGGUGGUCUUGGAGUGCCGCCCCCACGCCUCCCCGAGGGCAACCGUCUCCUGGUGGAGAGGGGGCGAACUCCUGAAGGACAGAGAGAGACAGACUAUCAUGGCGGAUGGGACGCUACGUAUCACCAACAUCUCCACAUCGGACGGAGGCAGGUACACGUGUUCGGCCAGAAACCAUUUUGGAACAUCCAGCAGCACCGGGACGCUGCUGGUGAAAGAGCCGACCAAGAUCGUCGUCCCACCCUUGAGUUUGGACGCCACCGUGGGACAGAGCAUUGUGCUGCCAUGCGAGGUGUCCAGUGAUUCGUCCCUGAUUCCCAUCUUCAAGUGGUUCUUCAAUGGGAAAGCCAUUGAUUUCAGCAGGCAGGAGCACUUUGAGAUGAUUGGAGGGGGAUUUGCAGGUGACCUGAUGGUGAGGAACAUUCAGCUAAAGCAUUCUGGGAAGUACGUGUGUAUGGUGCACACUGAAGUUGACACCGUCUCAGCAGCAGCAGACUUAAUUGUCAGAGGACCCCCUGGCGCCCCGGAGGGCCUGGCCGUGAGCGAUAUCACCGACACCGCUGUGCAACUGUCCUGGGGCUCCGGACCUGACAAUCACAGUCCUGUUACCAUGUACAUGGUCCAGGCCAGGACCCCCUUCUCUGUCGGCUGGCAGACUGUGAGAACAGUUCCUGAUUCUGUGCCUGGACAGAUGAUGCAUGCAACAGUGAAAGAUUUGAACCCCUGGGUGGAUUACGAAUUCAGGGUGGUGGCAAUCAACGGCGUUGGCGUGGGAGAUGCCGGUACGCCAUCGCAACAGAUUCGAACCGAAGCAGCAGUUCCCAAGGUUGCUCCGUUUAAUGUGAGCGGCGGCGGAGGAGCUCGGGGAGAACUCGUCAUCACGUGGGAGCCCAUUCCAGAGGAACAGCAGAGCGGAGAGGACUUUGGCUAUGUCGUGGCUUUCCGCCCACUUGGCAGCAGCACCUGGAUCCAGACAGUGCUGGCAUCACCGGAUGCGUCGAGAUAUAUUUACAGAAACGACAGCAUCGCACCCCUGUCCCAGUUCGAGGUGAAAGUUGGCGUCUACAACGGCAUGGGAGAGGGGCCGUUCAGCCCGGUCGACACAGUGUUUUCUGCAGAGGAAGAGCCCUCUGAGGCGCCAUCGAGAGUUUGGGCCCGCGCUGUGUCAGCCUCUGAGAUCCAAGUGUACUGGGAACCAAUUCCCAGCGGGUCUGGCAGCGGGAAGAUCAUUGCGUAUGAGGUUCUCUUUUGGGAGGAAGGAUCCGAGCAGAGUGAGGCAGAGAGAGUGAGGGUUAUCGACACCACGGCUCUGCUCUCCGGCUUGAAGGGCAGCACGGUCUAUCUGAUCUCAGUCAGAGCCCAGAACAGCGCUGGACUUGGACCCUGCAGCCCCGCUUUUAACAACACAACCAAGAAACCACCUCCGAGUCAGCCUCCAGGGAAUAUCGAGUGGAACCUGACCAACUCUAAGAUCUUUCUGAAUUGGGAACACGUCAAGGCGAUGGAAAAUGAGUCUGAGGUGACAGGAUACAAGGUCGUGUAUCGUCAGAACUGGCACAGCAGGACCACCGUACUGGAAACAAAUAAGACCAGCGUGGAGCUGCAAAUCCCCUCUGGAGAGGACUACCUCAUUGAGAUCAAAGCUCUGACGGAAGGGGGCGAUGGCACCAGCAGUGGUCCCAUCCGCAUACCAAAGAUGUCCAGUCUUAACUCAAAUGGGUGUCUGAGUCCAGUUCCCAGGAGGAUUUGCCAUUUGAUGAUGUUUUUUUGUAUUUUUAUGUUCUUUUUUUGAGCUUCUAAUGCCUUUUUAUUCAGCUCUGGACAUUAUUAUAUUUACGAUUCUCUUCUACAUGUCCGAUCUAUGGAAUAACAAGAUAACUAGCCGGUCUCUAAACCACUGGUGUGCAAACCAAAACUGGAUGAUGGGAGCGCUCUGACAGCUUGCCCACAAAUAUGUGGCUGGACUGUUACUCACAGGCAACAGCACGGUUACAAAACCAUUUUCAUCUGCCUAUUUUCAGGACCACUGCAAUCCACCAGGAUGCACGAGUAUGAUAAACAUGGAAAGAUGAAUUUCUUAUCUGUCAUUUUGAGAUGAACCUGAGCACAGGGCCGUUCGUGUCCCAGUUUUCCCAUUUCACUUUCUGUUUCCACCUACUUUGCCUCAACUUCCAAGUCAUUUCUUGACUUGCUGUGACCUUAAUGAAUGCUACGGAUCGGAAGGUACAAGUUUCACGUACUUCACAUACUAAACAUAUGCAAUUUGAAAACUAACAGUUCAGUUAAUAUGUAUUUACUUUGUCCUCAUUAUUUGGAUGUCAUGUGUUUAUCUUUCAUAUUAAGAAAAAGUUCAAUUAGAGGUGGUGGAGUCAAAAUUACGGCACAUAACUAAAGGAAUAAUUUGACAUUUAUAGAAAUCCCUUCACUUUAAGUGUACGCUAUAUUUAGAAUAUAUUCAUCACUUUAUCUGUCGUCACACAUCCCUUUUGAUGGGGAACUGUGUUAUCUAAGCUCUCUUCAAAGCCACCAGACUCAAUUGACAAAAAACAGUAAUUUUACCUCACAAAAGUCAAAAUUUGUAGGUCUACCUCCGGCUCGAUUAGUUUGUUUGUGUUAUUGUGUGACUUCGGUGGAACUGAUCUAACCCUUUUAAAACACCAAAGUCACACAAUAACACAUACAAACUAACCGAUCGAGGCAGCGAUGGGCCUGCAACUCCUGUGUGCUGGACGGUAAAAUUGCUCUUUUUGUCAAAGUAGUCUGGUGGCACAGAGGGCAUAGAUAACGGCCUCAGCUCCCUGACAGAAAGUGCAAUCUGAGGGCAAGGUGAUGCAGAGUGGAGAUACAGAAGUGGUACAAGAUGUAUAAUUAUCCACAAGAAAUGGUGCAUGCGCUCAAUGCUCUGUGCAUGUUGGUAAGAAGAGCCUUAAGCUAGCCAACUAACAACCAACAACGGUCCAUCCUUCGGUGUAUCUCAUGUAUCUCAUAAUUAUCUGUGUGCAAUUAUUUUUGUAAAUUAUUUCUACCAGUUUCUUACCGGUCACCACAGCUGUCACAGAGUCCUUCAUAACACAUUCUUAAUCUACACUUUAAUCUCUGCCUCGGUUCAUUUUGGGACAGGCGUCUCGAGUGUUGAUUUUAUGCGAGGACACACUGGCUAAUCCCACGCUGCUUUUUGAGCAUGUUUCAAGAAACACUUGGAGUUGCGGCUUAAAUGGAUCGUAUAUUGGAAACAGAUGCAAACCCAGAUAAGAUGAAUUCUUUACAGAGCUGCUUUGCCUUAUCAAGUUUAUAUUCUUCAAAUUGUUCACAGAUUGUUAUUGUUUGAGCAAAAGGCCAGGCUUAUCAAGCAUAGAUAUGUUAUUUACUGUGCUGUUUUAUUUGUGAAAUUGUAUUUUGUGUAACUUAGUGGGGAGCAAAGGAGUAAAAAGGGAAAAACUAAAAACAGCUACCAUAUAAAUGUAUCACACCCCCAAACCUGAAAGAGAAGUAUAAAAGUGUUUUCCCGAACAUGCUAACGUUAGCAUCCACCAAAACCAAGUGAAUACAUUCAGAAUACUGACAAGUGAAACUGCAUCUCACCUAGUUGCAACAUCAGCAGGACAUCUUUGGAAGUCAUUAUGUUGCAUUUUCUGAUAUGAUGAAGAACGUAAUAUGCAUUACAACAGUACUACAUUUGAUCCACGGUGUAUUUCCCUGAUGCAGAAGAGGACGAUCAUUUGUAGGAGACAAGCUUUCAAUUAGUUGUCACCUUCAUACAACACGCAACUGAUUGAUGAAAGGAAUGAGAGAGAAGGUGUUGUUUGUGUUGUGAUGAAAUGUAAAGACGUGCUACUGUAAUAUUUUAGAUUUCAGAUAUGGUUUGCUUCGUGCAGAUUUCAUUUUAAUUGCCUUUUUAUGAUGUUGUAACAGCCUGGUCUCAUCCCCAAGGCUUCAAAUACCGACGCUUGGCCAGUGGCCCUCUGUGUCUCGAUAGUGACACACAAGGCCCCCGUAAGCGUCUGUAUGAGACGCAUUGGGCUUUCACCUAAUGCAGUGUAAACCCAUCCACAGAGCAACGGGUGUAGUUUGAAGAGCGAGAAAGUACGCUAAGUGUGGGAGGGAGGGAGGUGGAUGGGUCAAACAAGUUAUUUUUACUGAACAACUUCAUGUCAUGUGACUUUAUGUCUGUAGCUUAAGUUAUGUAACAAGACAAACUUAUUUUAACCUAAACCCUCUCUUUUCUAACCCUAACCAAGUGCUUUUGUUGCCUUAACCUAUCUGCGACCGUUUAACAACGUUACCUAAAUGUUACACUGUUUCACAAUGUCAACCAUGUUUUGUAAAGUUGUACUUAAACCACAACAUUAACCAUGUAUUACAAUGUUAACCGUAGACUGUUUUACAAAAAGUUAAUCACUUGUUGCAAUGUUAACCGAAACCAUUUCACAAUGUAGACCAUGCGUUACAACGGU